CUUUGCGGAGUGACCAGCAUCAACGUAAAUCGUUAAAACAGCCGUUCUUGUCGUAUUUCGCGUUCCGUUUGUUUGUGUUCUUUUUUAAUAAUUUAUGCGUGUAAAGAAAUUAAAAACACUAACGAUACUGAUCAGUCAUUAAAACAUAUUGAAGUCUGCAGUCAUGCAGUGCAGCAACUUGCUAAUUGUUCUGCUCAUCAUCGGUCUCAUCGCCGGAAAUGCCGAGUGCCGGAAGAGAACGGGAUCUUCAUCCUCAUCAAGAUCUCGUCCUGCAUCACGGACAACUUCGCGGCCACGAACAACAACCUCCCACCACGAUAAUGUAAACCCGAGCAAAAUUGGUUGGAAUGUUCCUGACACAGGAUCUCAUAACAGACCCAAUAGCGGAAAUGUUGGGCCGAAACCGUCUGCGCCGCUACCAGAUCAACACCUUGCAACCAAAGUGAAUGCUCCGUCAUCACAAUCCGGCUAUCCCGGCCAAAGUAAUCAUAAUCCUUAUCAACAAUCCGGAACGGGGUACAAUCCAUCAGUCGGGCAACAAUAUCAUCCACCGAAUAAUAAUCCAUCUUCGUACAAUCCUGCGGUGGGAUCACCCUACGGGCAGUCCUACAAUCCACCGGUCGGCGGUCAUUCUUAUCAUCCAAGUGGUGCAGGACAACCGUACAAUCCAUCGUAUGGACAACCACCGUCAUACGGCCACCAGCCAUCGUAUGGACAGCCCCCAUCGUAUGGUCAACAACCAUCUUAUCACCAACCAAUGGGGCAACCGUACACUCCAACGGUUGGUCAACCAUAUCAUCAGCAAGCUGGUCAGCCGUACAAUCCACCGGUUCAAACGGUGAUUUUGGCACCAGCCCAAGCAGCGGGAUCGUCGAAUCGUGGUAUAGGACAAAUAGCCAAAGAGGCUGUUGUAUUCGCGGGGGUGAGCGCCGGAGUAAAUGCUGCGGUCAAUAGGCUACUUCCUGGGGGAAUUCGAGGGAGCAGUGGAGGAGGAGGCGGUAAUACUCAGAUAACUUACAACAACUAUUACAAUAACGGGACAACGGAUAGUCAAGGCAAUCCAAUGCCACAAGCACCUGCAGCAAAUGGCGCUGUUAUACCGCCUGCGGGAAACCCUGCGAAUCCAAUGACUGCAACUGGUGAUACUGCACCAGUGAAUCCAGCAAAUUCGGCAAAUCCAACGAAUCCGACCAAUCCGGUGCAGGAUAAUUCUGCUACCCCUUCGAGUGUUAUACCAUUAAAUGCAGAAGUCAAACCUACUGCGGAUUUGAACGCACCGAGUGCUCAAAGUUCUGGAAAUCCGAUGGCUCCCCCGGAACAGACAAAUUUGGUGUCAAACGAAGAGCUGGCCAAGUUAACGGAGGAACUCUUCAAUGCGGAUACUCAUAACUCUUUCAAGUACAUUACCCUGAAGCUACAAGGACAGAAAACUGAUGACAGUGUUACAGACAGCGCUUCUGAACCCUUACUGACCGUGGAUCCCGAAGCAUUGAAAAUACCAACCAUUGCUGCGUUGCGGUCUAUCAGUGAAAAGUAUGAGAUGGAUUUCAAAGAGGCUGAAAAAACGACAGCGGAAAGACGCGCAGAAGAAACGGAAUUGAUAAACACAUUCGCCUCUACGGAAGUCAUGAAGAAGGCUCUGAAAUUCCUAUCUGACAAAGGCUUGAUUCCGAAUGAUGAAUUCGAGUUCAAAGACGCGCUGAAACGAAUAUGGUUUUCGCAAUACGCAUUGGAGAAUAACGUAUUAUCUAGCAGCGGGUUCGAGAGCGUCUUUCUGGCUGAGAAAAUCCGUGAUCAAGUAGUUGGGCUACGAAAUUGGGUUUAUUUCAACUACCAGGAAACUGCUGGAAAAGCUAAUUACUUGGGCUACAUCAAGGAAACCAAACUUGGAACGAAUGCCGCCAUCGUAAAGGUACGCGCCACCCUAAAUGACAUCGUGAUACCGGUGACGACGGUAUUCGUGGGCACUUCUCCGGAACUGGAAAUGGCCCUUUAUACUAUCUGCUACUACGUACGGCCGAACGGCGUAUGUCCUAUAACCCUGGGGGCCACUCCUUUCAAUAUUUUCACGUACAAGAUCAUCUACUUUGGAAAAGAAAUUCUGUUCGGGGCUUAUCCAGAAAUCUAAUUACUCAGAGUAGUUGGCGCAUUUGUGAUACAUUUUUCCACUUUUCAAUUAUCCACAAUAGCUCAAAAACUAUAGAUGUGAAUAGUAGGUAAUUUUGGUUGUGACUUUUUUUUUUAAUUUUUGCUAUCUCUUCUUUUUUGUUUUUUGCGAAACUGUAAUUACUAGUGCGAUAUUUCAAAUCAUUAGUAGUUCAAAUACAAGUCGACCCUUGGACGAAACCAUCAAGCGACCUUGCUAACUUGUAUAAACUUGAAAUGACAAAUAUAAAAACGUACUAUAACUA
Messenger RNA from Athalia rosae (coleseed sawfly), 2411 nucleotides. Its product is annotated as endoribonuclease CG2145-like. Gene Ontology annotation, molecular function: RNA endonuclease activity. The record is from RefSeq and is a predicted model, not a curated record. NCBI's taxonomy places the organism in Eukaryota, Metazoa, Arthropoda, Insecta, Hymenoptera, Athaliidae. The coding region runs from base 164 to 2128 and encodes 654 amino acids. The transcript has 6 exons.